Molecule: messenger RNA, 2077 nt
Organism: Diospyros lotus (date-plum)
Lineage: Eukaryota; Viridiplantae; Streptophyta; Magnoliopsida; Ericales; Ebenaceae
Product: probable galacturonosyltransferase 12
Exons: 6
Coding region: 107-1723 (538 amino acids)
Molecular function (GO): polygalacturonate 4-alpha-galacturonosyltransferase activity
Source: RefSeq, a predicted model, not a curated record
UGGCAUUUGCAAUUCCACCAACUUCCUUGGGAGAUUGCCGGCUCAAUCAUCACUGUCCCGAGGCCUCGACAAGAACAAACCCUGCACUACUAGUCCGUAACAGAAUAUGCAGCUCCACAUAUCGCCCAGCUUGCGCCAUGUCACUGUUCUGCCUGCAAAGGGUGUUAGAGAAUUCAUCAAAGUUAAGGUUGGUUCCAGAAGGUUUUCGUAUCGCAUGGUUUUCUAUUCGCUCCUGUUCUUCACCUUCCUUCUCCGGUUUGUCUUCGUUCUAACGGCAGUGGACACCAUUGAUGGACAAACUAAGUGCUCCACUCUAGGCUGCUUGGGGAAGCAAUUAGGACCAAAGAUACUGGGAAGAAGACCAGAACCAGCUGUAAUCUCCUUACUUAAUGUUCCCCAAGUAUUCUAUCAAGUCCUAGACGAGCCGGCGAGCCAAGAUGAAAUAGAAGGCGAUGAAAUUCCGCAAACAUUAGAAGAUUUUGUUGCUGAAAUGAAGCAAACUAAACCAGAUGCGAAGACCUUUGCCACAAGGCUAAGAGCUAUGGUUAGUUUCCUUGAACAGAGGACUAGGACAGCCAAAAUACAAGAGUUCCUGUACCGCCACGUAGCAUCCAGCAGCAUACCAAAACAGCUCCACUGCCUUGCUUUGCGACUAGCCAAUGAGCACUCAACCAAUGCCAAUGCCCGUCUCCAGCUUCCCUCAGCAGAAUUAGUCCCCGCCCUCGUGGACAACUCGCUCUUCCACUUUGUGCUUGCCUCCGAUAAUGUCCUUGCAGCCUCAGUAGUUGCAUCAUCCCUUGUUCAUAAUUCCUUGCACUCUGAGAAGGUUGUACUUCACAUAAUCACCGACAGAAAGACCUUUUCUCCUAUGCAAGCUUGGUUCUCAUUGCACCCCUUGACACCUGCCAUCAUUGAGGUUAAGGCACUGCAUCAUUUUGAUUGGUUUACCAAGGGGAAGGUCCCGGUGUUGGAAGCCAUGGAAAAAGACCAGAAAGUGCGGUCACAGUUCAGAGGCGGAUCUUCUGCCAUUGUUGCAAGUAGUACCGAGAAACCUAAUGUCAUUGCGGCAAAGUUACAAGCGCUUAGUCCCAAAUACAACUCGCUAAUGAAUCACAUUCGAAUAAAUCUACCGGAGUUGUUUCCUAGCCUUAACAAGGUCGUGUUCCUGGAUGACGACGUUGUGGUUCAAACAGAUCUUUCACCUCUAUGGGACAUCGAUAUGAAUGGCAAAGUAAAUGGGGCAGUAGAAACAUGUAGCGGAAGUGACAAGUUUGUGAUGUCAAAGAAAUUGAAGAGUUACCUGAACUUUUCUCAUCCCUUGAUAGCAAAGUAUUUUGACCCCAAUGAAUGUGCAUGGGCCUACGGAAUGAACAUCUUUGAUCUAGAAGCCUGGAGGAAGACAAACAUAAGCGACACAUACCAUUACUGGAUCAAAGAGAACUUGAAAUCAGAUCUAAGUUUGUGGCAGCUGGGGACAUUACCUCCUGGCCUAAUAGCGUUCCAUGGUCAUGUCCAAAUUAUCGAUCCCUUCUGGCACAUGUUGGGGCUGGGGUACCAGGAGAAUACGAGUAUUGCAGAUGCUGAAAGUGCUGGUGUCAUCCAUUUCAAUGGCCGCGCAAAACCUUGGCUCGAUAUAGCAUUCCCACAACUUCGGCCACUAUGGACCAAGUAUGUCGAUUCCUCUGACAAGUACAUCAAAAGCUGUCAUAUCAGGGCAUUAUAGGAUGGAUCUUGAGAGGAAUUUUUUCACAAUAAUGACGAUAAAAAGAUGCAGUUGCAUCUGAUAAAACGAAAAGCAGGAAAGAGUUCUUCACAAAUUCAAGACUCGGAUGAUGACAGCACCAGGCUUCAAAAAUUUUUUGAGCUCUAUCUCCUUGCUUGCAGUUCAGAGUGACUCUAUUAUUAUAUUUUUCUUUUUUCCUCUAGAAAUAAUUUUUUCGACCAUCAAGAGUUUCGUGCACGCAAUAUAACUAGUGCUACUCUGUAAAUAAACUCCAUCUCUGAACUGCAAGCCCUGUAACUUGCUCCCAAGAAACAAACUCAAAAUCUACAAUAACAGGACUGCCAUAUUUUGCAA